CGUCCUGCCCCGAGGUGACGUCAGGCGGAGCGCUUCUGGUGAAGCUGCGGAGUUGAGAUUCAGAGACAGACGGGGAAAGACGCUCCGAGCCGGACGGACAGGCGGACAAAGCACCUCACUGACUGACAGCAUUCAGUAUUGUUUCUGACCGUCACAAUAAGAAGAUGCCACUGGGUGAGGAUUGCCAUGCCUGGAAAAAGAAGACCACAGAUGUGAAGGAGAAGUAUGACUUCAAAGAGAUCCUGGGAACGGGAGCUUUCUCAGAGGUGGUUUUGGCCGAGGAGAAGAGGACCCAGAAACUGGUGGCUAUCAAGUGUAUCCCCAAGAAGGCAUUAGAGGGCAAAGAAAACAGCAUUGAAAAUGAGAUAGCAGUCCUGCACAAGAUCAAACACACCAACAUUGUGUCCUUGGAAGACAUAUUUGAGAGUAAAUCACACCUCUACCUUGUCAUGCAACUAGUGUCUGGCGGGGAACUCUUCGAUCGUAUCAUUGAGAAAGGCUUCUACACAGAGAAAGAUGCCAGUAAACUCAUUCAACAGAUUCUGGAUGCUGUCAAAUACCUCCACGACAUGGGCAUCGUGCACCGCGACCUCAAGCCAGAGAACCUGCUGUACUACAGCAUGGAGGAAGACUCCAAAAUCAUGAUCAGUGACUUCGGUCUGUCUAAAAUUGAAGGUUCUGGCAGCGUGAUGUCGACAGCCUGUGGAACACCUGGAUAUGUUGCCCCUGAAGUUUUGGCUCAGAAGCCCUACAGUAAAGCAGUGGACUGCUGGUCUAUUGGUGUCAUCGCCUAUAUUCUCUUGUGUGGUUACCCUCCCUUCUAUGACGAGAAUGAUGCCAAACUGUUUGAACAGAUCCUGAAAGCAGAAUAUGAGUUUGAUUCUCCUUACUGGGAUGAUAUCUCUGAUUCAGCUAAGGACUUCAUAGUGCAUCUGAUGGAGAAAGACCCAAACAUACGCUACACCUGUGAGCAGGCUCUGCAGCACCCCUGGAUUGCUGGGGAUACUGCACUGGACAAGAACAUUCAUGAGUCUGUCAGUGCACAGAUCAAGAAGAAUUUUGCAAAGAGCAAAUGGAAGCAAGCGUUCAACGCCACAGCAGUGGUUCGUCACAUGAGGCGUCUCCAGCUGGGAACAGGUCAGGAAGGACCAAACCCCACCUUGCCAAGUCCGUGCCGAACUCAUCUGCUGAUGCCAGAAGAAGAUGCAGAGGCUUGUUGUGAGGGAGGAUGUUCCCCGAACGUCGACGGCGGAGCAGACCCUCUGUCCAACUGCACCUACCGCUGCCACCCAACCAGCAGGGUGUGAUCCUAACCUGCUCCACUUACCUAUCUAAUCAACCCCAAGUCACUCUCUAAUUUUAACCCCCUCGGUGGAACCAGAGGCACCGUCUCCCCCCUUAUCUGGUUAGGAAUACAGCGUCAUUCCAACCUCUCGCCUGCAGGGGGAGCAGGCCUGUCCAGCCGGAGAAGGAGAUACAAUGGGUUGAAAAGGUGGAGGAGGGAGACUUGAUGAUGAUGAUGCACCAGAGCAGAUCAUUUUUGGGAUGAGUUAAAACGGGGGGAAGAGGAUACUACUGAAGGAGUGGAAGACAACUUCCUCCACCAGCGUGUCUGUGGGAUUGUUUUUGCCGAAGCAGGACAGAGCUUGUUGGACACUGUUUUUAUUACUGAGUUGUUGAUUCAGCCUGUCUCUUUGUUUGUUUUAUUGUUUUGUACAUUUUUGUGUUGUCUUUUUAGCCUCCUAAUGUUAGACUUUGGAGUGUAAAUCCAGCAAUGAUAUCUGCAUGAUCAGGAGAUAAUUUCCCAAUGCAUGUUUUGUUAUCUUUAAAAUAUAACCUGCUGCAGAAACGCAGUUCAGUGAUGGAGUGUCAGAGCGAUGGAGCAAAUUAAGUCAAACCUUGUAAUAUUACAGCUCUGCAUUCAGUCUUGAAGUCAUGCUUUUAGACAAUCAGCAACAGAAUAGUUUAUGCAAUGAAAACUCCAUUUAUCUACUAUGUAGCCUUUGUUGUGGCGAUACAGUGUUUCCAUGCUGAGGUUAGGCUUCAUGAGAGAAAAAGGCUUCUCUUGUCUCUUUUUUUCCAACCCUAAACCUCUUCAACCACUCGAGCACAGGGAUUUAUCUUUGUCUAAGGUGCCUUUAGAAUAUACAGUAUGAUGGGUUUAUUGUUGAUGGGUAGCAUCUGAAAAAUGUUGUCUCUUUCUGCAGAGUUGUUGCAACACAAAAUCUUUAAUAUUUUGUAUGUGUCACAUUAUCAGCUUAAAAAUUAUUUUUUCCCCUCCAAAUUAACUGCUUUAGACUGUAAUCCCACACAAUUUGUAUGAUUUUGUUUUUCAUGAGCUCAAAUUGAAGAAUCUGCUUAAAAAUAUGCAUAAAAAGUGCAAUAUGAAAUGAAAAAUUACUAAUAAUGUUAAAAAUUGGCUGAUGAGCUUGAAAAUUGUAUUUACAGACACUGACUUUGUGCGUUUAGCCUUUACUGAGGCUAGCUAUGUAAGAUUACAUAGGUUGUGUGGAUUCAAAAAGAAAAAAAAAAUCUGCAGCCAAGUUCUUAUAAGCAUCUGUCAUCUUGUCCUUUUUAAUUGGCACAUUUACUUCAAAUGCAGCCUGCUAAGAAAGAACCUUGACUAUAGAAUGGGGAAUAUGCAUCACACUGACUCACUUCAUCUUCAUCAGUACUUUUCGUGUGUGUCCAUAAAGAGUGUGUGCGUCAUACUUUUUUCAUUCAUUUAGCUCCCUUUAAAAAACCUGCAUAGACAAGCACACAGCAACUGACUUUUAAAAACAAUCUUAAAUGUAAAUGUUGGGGAGUUGUGUUCAUUUAUAUGAUUUAGAUGCUCUGCGUCAGAUGUAGAGGAGCUUAAUGCAAAUUUCUUUGAUUAAUCCAUACUUUAUUCUCCAGGGAAUGUUGCAACCACUUUCAAAGGCAGUGAAAAUGAAAAUUUUCCACUGAGGUGACCUUCAUUUGCCCUCUGAUCACUUUGUUCUAGCCUGGAAAUAAUUCCAUUUCGUAUUGACACUGUUCUCGCUGAAGAGUAUAGACAUUACUUUAUGCUUGCAUGAUGUGGCGUGAAAAUUGUGAAUCUUUUUAAAAAUGUGAUCAUGUUAAAGGUGCAAUGAAAUGAGUGCCAGUUAAAGGAAAGACUUUGUCUUAUUUUUUACUCUUAACUAAAAAUUCCGUCAUGCAAAGAAGCAAAGAGCAACAAAAUAAUGUAAUAACAUUUCAGCCGGUUAAAACAAGUUCAGUGUGUUGCUUUGAAAAGUAUUUUUGAGCUUUAUUCUGCAGCUUUGUUGCAUAGGCGUCGUGGUGUAUUUGGACUAUGAUGAUAACGCCAAACUGUAAUUUUAAAAGAGGAAUCAUUUUUUUUCAGAUAAUUUCCUUUGUGAAUUGUUUGUAUGUCAUCAAUUACUGUGACAGAGAAACACCCAGAGAAGCAGAGGACACAUGACACAUGGAGGCACUUGUCAUCUCCAGUCUCAUUAAUGUUGACAGAUUCAAUAUUACUGUUGAUCUCCUGCUAAUGAAAACAACUCUGCUAAUUUGAUCUGCUGCCACAACUGCUAAUCACUGGUUGUGUCUCCUGCACUCUAAUUUAGCUCCUGUUCUUUGCCUUCUAAUCCAUUUUAUAUUAAGUUGGUUUACAUGAAGCUCUUUCUUCUUUCGAUUCAUUUAAAAAAAAUAAAAUCUGUAUGAAAAAUGGCAACACCUAUUGAUGUACAGUAAGAGAAUGGUCAGCUGUAAGGAAAUAACAAAAGCAGCCCACCUUGAAUCUUUUUGCUUUGUUCAAUACUAACAACUUAUUGUGCACGAGCAGAAAAACUUCAUUUUUUAAAUUUCAUUGUAAUGAAACAUGCGGUGCUGACAUGCAUACCCAUGUGCCAUUAGCUGACCACUCUCUUAUUUGCUUUGGAAAUAAGAAUAAUGUUAUGUAAAUUAUUCAGGAGGAAAAUGUCACACUGACCUCACCUAGACGCUUUCAUAAUUUGCCACAGCGUCAGCAUUUAAUAUGAAUAUUUAUAAAGCACCUUUGUUUCGUUCAUAGAUUUUACACAGCCUCAGUCUAAAAGAAAGAAAGAGAUAAUUUGCGUUGAUGUUUCUCCCGAUCGCUCAUGAACCGCUUGUAGAGAAUGAUGGUGUGUGGUAAAGUUUGUUGUACAAAUGAGCAUUUGUACCAUACAUUUGUUGCCUUUUAAUAAAUACUGUUUUGGGCUACAGUACUGACUGUAUGCACAGAUGCAAUGCAUCGUGGGUUGUGGAAAAGUGACUAUUGCUUAGUGUGGAAGCCAGUGAUUUGUGCUUGGAACACAUUUGUAAGUGAAACAUACAUUAAAAUCCCUGUCUAUGCAUUA
Messenger RNA from Acanthochromis polyacanthus (spiny chromis), 4346 nucleotides. RefSeq names its product calcium/calmodulin-dependent protein kinase Ib (gene camk1b). Gene Ontology annotation, cellular component: intracellular anatomical structure. The transcript is spliced from 12 exons. The record is from RefSeq and is a predicted model, not a curated record. The coding region runs from base 165 to 1307 and encodes 380 amino acids. Gene Ontology annotation, molecular function: calmodulin binding; calcium/calmodulin-dependent protein kinase activity; ATP binding. Gene Ontology annotation, biological process: peptidyl-serine phosphorylation. Lineage: Eukaryota; Metazoa; Chordata; Actinopteri; Pomacentridae.